Coprinopsis cinerea okayama7#130 is the source of this 1329-nucleotide messenger RNA. RefSeq lists its product as hypothetical. Lineage: Eukaryota; Fungi; Basidiomycota; Agaricomycetes; Agaricales; Psathyrellaceae. The transcript has 2 exons. The coding region runs from base 1 to 1329 and encodes 442 amino acids. The record is from RefSeq and is a predicted model, not a curated record.
AUGCUGCCCAUAGAACUACUCCUCAAAAUCGUCGACCACCUCGCAGACGACCCAAAACCAACAAAGCACCUCACAAACCUCUCACUCACCAGCCGCACAUUCACAGCUGCAUGUCAAUCCCACUUGUUCAAAGAGCUCAAUUUGGAAGGAUCGCGCAUGGAGGUACCCUUCAAGCUCAAGUUCCUCCAGGAUGUCGUCCUAGAUGGGAACCCUUCCAUCUUGAACUACGUUCAAAGUCUCCGAAUUUCGUUCACCUGGCCCCUCCGAAUGCCGUUUUCAGACUCGGAGGAGACUCACAUGAGGGCUUCGCCAUGGCUGCUCAAUGAUCCAACGUUCAAACGCGUGUUGGAGUCGUUGGGCAGCCUCCCGAGUCCUCCAAAAAGUUUAGCUCUAUCCCACGUAGGGGGAGACGUGGCACAAAGCUCCAUCCUAUCUUGGAUCCGACACUCGUUCUUCCCCAGCAGCAUCACGAAACUCGAGUUGACAAACUGCGACGACGCGCCGAUGCACAUCUUCCUCCUCCUUCCGCACCUCAAGGAGCUCGUUCUUAAUUGCACAAGCACAGACUUUGACAUCAGAAAGGAACAACACCGGAAGGAACUAGACUCCGUGGUGGAGGAAGGAACUCUAGGCGAUUUCUACACCUCACAUCGCAUCAUCCGACAACUUCUUCGGUCUAUUCGAGAUCGCCACGUACGACCUCUAGUCGACUUAUCAAGGCUCCGAAUCCUCAAAGUCUGUCCACACGAAGAGCGCGGCCCAGAAUACUGGCAACGACUAAUCAACUUGUCGCGCGAAACCCUGGAGGAAAUACAUCUCACAUACCAACCCACGAACCGUUGGGGAGACCCGUGCUCAGUGGACUGGUAUUUCUACACCCCACUCGGCACCCUCAUAAACCUCUCCAAGACCCGCAACCUCCGCGUACUCGCUUUCGCCAUCUCAACAUGGUUCAAAAAAGGACGACCGCAUCUCGACGUCGUAGGUGACAUCACCACCGUCCUAGCCUCUCUCACCCCACCCUCCAUGAAUCUUCUCACCACCCUCCAUCUCGCAAUCACCAUCUACGAUUCCGACCCCUUCCCAAUCACCCACAAGCAGAACUGGGAUGGACUGUGCAGCGAGAUCAUCCGGUUAUCAUGCGGGAGGAGUAACGCGGACGCAGAGGCGAGGUUGGAGGUCGAAGUGGACGUAACGGUUUGGAUGCUUAACUGCAAAGUCACCAAGGACUGGGGUCCCUAUGACCAUAUCGAGCAAAGUCUCUCCCCUCUUCGAGAAAUGGAUGGAUUAGAUUACCGAAUUACUUUUCCUUCAGAGAUGGUGCCAUAG